AUGAAGAGCAAGCACUGUAUUUGGGUUGAAGAUCGACAAGUAAAAGAGGCCAAUUUUUCUUCUUUUUUUGAGCAAAGCCAACUCAAAAGAUGCUUGGGAGACAAAUCAUUAGGGCACAAUUGGAAAAAACUUGAAAAGGAAGUUGAAAUUUUCAGGGAGAGAAUUGAAGACAUGGAAAUGAAGAGAGAGCAAAGCAAUGAUAUUUUGUCUAAAUGCUUGGAGUCUCUUUCAUCAGCAAAUGUGAGCUUGGAAAGGAUCAUAAAAAAUGUGGCUGUAGAAAAAACUGAUGAUGAUGAUGAUGGCAAGUUCAUUAAAGGCAUAGAAAAGAGUGAUUCAAUGCGUUUGGAAUUGGAAUUGACUGAAGAGCUAUUGGUAGUUACAAGACUUGCUUCUGAGGCUGAAGAGAAGGUGAAUGAGUACAAAGAAUUGAGGAAGAAGGAGAAGAGGGAGUUGGAGAAUAGUGUGGUGAGUUUGACAGAGGAGAAUAGAGAUACCAACAGUUUGCUGAGAGCAGCCUUGUUGGAGAAGGAAGCUAUGGAGAAGAGGUUGAAGGUGAAUAGCGAGCAGAAGAGAGUUGCCCUUUUGCAGAUUGUGGAGCGAGGUUUGCAGAGAGUUGCUUUUGGGUUUAUGAUGGGAAGUGGGAGCACUGAGCAAUCACUAGAGAGUUUUUCAGGAACCAAGUCAGAUAGCAGUGAGUGUGAAGAGGAUGCAAUAUUUCGUAAUUGUUUUUAUUCGUAUCUAUUAGAUUUUGCUGAUUUUUGGUGGAUUGGAGAUCUAGACAUAUAUGUAAUUAAGAUAGUGGGGUUGUUGAAAAUAUAUAGAAGUUUCCAGGAUUUUGAUGAGGCAUCAACUGUGGAGAGGAUAAUGAAGAAUUUACGGCUUGAGAUAACUAAGUUGAGGCGAUCUUUGGAAGAAUCCAGACACCGAUUGCAGAGUCUUACAGAGAAACAAGCUCAAAUUAUUGAAGAAAACAAGUUAUACAUCAAGGAGUAA
Molecule: messenger RNA, 993 nt
Organism: Humulus lupulus (European hop)
Lineage: Eukaryota; Viridiplantae; Streptophyta; Magnoliopsida; Rosales; Cannabaceae
Exons: 4
Coding region: 1-993 (330 amino acids)
Source: RefSeq, a predicted model, not a curated record